AUGCGGUUAGGAACUACUCUACGGCUCUCCCUAGCGACCGCCCUCACUCUAUCGGUGUCCACAUCGGCGUUCGGCAACUACUCCGAAUCCGACGUUAUCCCCCCGCUCUUUUCGUCCCUAGACGACCGUCCUCCGGAGUGCCCACCUUGUUUCAACUGUCAGCUCGACUCCUUCCAGUGCGCCCAGUUUGCAGCUUGCGACAAGUUUACAGGAAAAUGCGUCUGUCCUCCUGGCUUCGGCGGUGAUGACUGUGCCAAACCGCUCUGCGGGUCCCUGGCGGACGGCCAUGAGAGGUCCCCUCGAGACGAUAAGACGUGUCAAUGCCACGAGGGCUGGACUGGAAUCAAUUGCAAUGUGUGCGAAACUGAUAAUGCCUGUAACGCGAUGAUGCCCGAAGGCGAGGGGGGUGUCUGCUACAAGCAAGGCGUCACAGUCAAGGAGAACUUUCAAAUGUGCGAUGUGACGAAUCGCAUGAUUUUGAAGCAGCUGGAUGGACGGAAACCCCAAGUUACCUUCUCUUGCGAGGCGGAAGACCACACCUGUAACUUCCAGUUCUGGGUCGACCAGCGGGAGUCGUUUUACUGUGGCCUAGACACCUGCGACUGGAGUCUGGAAACCAGCAACACCCAAAAUAAAACUAACUACAAGUGUGAUAACAUCCAGUGCAAAUGCAUUCCAGACCGUAUGCUGUGUGGAGAGUCCGGCUCCGUUGAUAUCGGAGACUUCCUCGAGCAAUCCAUCAAGGGGCCAGCCUCCUUCUACACGGUGUCUACAUUGGGCGGCAGCAAAUCUGAUGGAAGCGUCUUCUCGGAGCCUGCGAUGAAUGACCUCAUCCAGAGCAUCUUCGGAGACCCAAGUAUCUUCCUGCAAUGCGACGCGGGAGAGUGUUUAUAUAAAACCGAUGUCCCAGGAUACACGCGCCCCGUCAAACAGAUCAAUACGCCUCUCAUUGCCGGUGUGAUCGCUGGCUGUGCACUUUUUAUCGUCGCAGUCAUUCUGGUGGUGUGGUAUCUCUCUCGCAGAGCUUACCGCGGACGCAUUCAACUGCCACUCUCUGAUGACUCUGAUGAUGAAGCCUCCAAACUCAUGGCCGAGCACAGACCAGCUGCCUUAUACUGGGACAAUGUUUCAUAUCACCUCAACGGAAAGCCAAUUCUAUAUGACCUCCACGGUGCCGCCCAACCUGGUGAGAUAACUGCCAUUAUGGGUGCAUCGGGUGCCGGAAAGACGAGCUUCCUUGACAUCCUUGCGCGAAAGAACAAGCGGGGGGCUAUUCAUGGAGACUUCUACGUCAACGGAGAGAAACUCAAUGACAAUGAUUUCAAGACCAUGAUUGGAUUUGUGGAUCAGGAAGACACCAUGCUUCCUACCCUGACCGUGCAUGAGACCAUCCUGACCAGUGCGCUAUUACGCCUACCCCGGGAUAUGAGUCGGGCGGCAAAGGAACAGCGCGUAAUCGAGGUGGAAAAACAGCUUGGUAUCUAUCAGAUCCGAAACCAGCUGAUCGGCUCGGAAGAAGGCAGAGGUCGGGGCAUCUCUGGGGGCGAAAAGCGUCGAGUGGGAAUCGCCUGCGAGCUGGUCACGAGCCCGAGUAUUCUCUUCCUCGACGAACCCACUAGCGGACUGGACGCAUUCAAUGCAUUCAAUGUCGUGGAGUGCUUGGUAACGCUGGCGAAGACCUAUAAUCGGACCGUUAUCUUUACCAUCCAUCAACCACGAUCCAACAUCGUCGCGUUGUUUGACCGCUUGGUUCUCCUGGCUCAAGGAAGGACCGUGUACUCAGGGCCCUUCUCGACCUGCCAGGACUUCUUCGAUGCGUCUGGAUACAGUUGCCCUCCUGGUUUCAACAUCGCGGACUAUCUCGUAGAUCUGACCAUGCACGCCAGUGCUUCCCAGCCGUACAGCGACGAGGUACGGCCUAACCUACUAGAUGUCCGGACGGAUCCACCCAAGACUGCCUCGAGCAGUUUACGAGCCGUCAAGUCCGUGGCUAGCGUGUCGAAUGUGAGCACGGAAGAUAAUUCCAGCAGUACUGUGGAAGCCAACCGGCGGCCAAAGACGAGCCGACGGAUUUCGCUGAAGCAACGACAGGAUCGGCAGCUCUACACGCGGAAGAAAGACCCCGAGACUCCACCCACCCCAAAGACUGAUGACGAGGAUGCCCCUGCAAACGAAGUAGCGGACAACACCCGACGCUGGCUGCGUUUGGCCCGGCAACAAGGCAAUGUUCCUCCGCAGAUCCUGGAUGACCCCGACGAGCUGCCUCCGGCUGCUCCCGGCCAGAGUGAUCUUGAUAUUUUGAUCGCCAAUUACGCCGCGUCAGAUGUUGCUCGGUCUGUCCAUGAUGAAAUUAUGAGCGCCGUGCAAAGCGCGCAAGCGGCGAACGGGUCGGCCAAUGAGGAGAUUAUUGCUGGAACGCAAGGACCUACUUCCAAGGGCCAUGCCCGAGUGGGGCUCCUCCGGCAGUUCAUCAUCUUAUCCCAGCGAACAUGGCGAAACCUCUACCGAAACCCCAUGCUGAUGCUGACGCACUAUGCGAUUGCGAUCCUUCUCGCUGUCCUGUGUGGAUUCUUAUUCUACGGACUAACGGAUGAUAUUAAGGGCUUCCAGAACCGACUGGGACUGUUCUUCUUCAUCCUGGCGCUGUUUGGAUUUAGUACACUUACCAGUCUGACGGUUUUCAGCGGGGAGCGACUACUAUUUGUGCGCGAGCGGGCGAACGGAUAUUACCAUCCUGUGACCUACUUUGCGUCCAAGGUGGUGUUUGAUAUUGUUCCCCUCCGUCUGAUCCCUCCCAUCAUCAUGGGUGUGAUUGUGUACCCGAUGACGGGCUUGAUCCCUGCAUGGGGCGAGUUUUUCCGCUUCAUCUUGGUCCUAGUUCUGUUCAACCUCGCGGCUGCGAACAUUUGCCUCUUUAUCGGCAUCGUUUUCCGAGAUGGCGGGGUGGCCAACUUGAUCGGCAGUCUGGUGAUGCUGUUCAGUUUGUUGUUUGCGGGCCUCCUACUCAACCACGAUGCGAUCCCUAAGUCUGCUCUGUGGUUACAGACGCUGUCGAUCUUCCAUUAUGGAUUCGAGGCCCUGAUCGUAAACGAAGUAACCUAUCUGACGCUGAUUGAUCACAAGUACGGGCUGGAUAUUGAGGUUCCGGGAGCGUCGAUUCUGAGUGCGUUUGGAUUCAACACGCAGGCGCUGUGGACGGACGUUAUCGGAUUGGCGGUGAUCUCGGGGGCAUUUAUCGUGAUUGCGUAUGCGGCGAUGCAUGUGUUGUUGAUUGAGAAGCGGUGA
Messenger RNA from Aspergillus terreus NIH2624, 3285 nucleotides. RefSeq names its product putative ATP-dependent permease ADP1. Gene Ontology annotation, cellular component: membrane. The record is from RefSeq and is a predicted model, not a curated record. The transcript is spliced from 3 exons. Bases 1 to 3285 code for a protein of 1094 amino acids. Lineage: Eukaryota; Fungi; Ascomycota; Eurotiomycetes; Eurotiales; Aspergillaceae. Gene Ontology annotation, molecular function: ATP binding; ATP hydrolysis activity; ABC-type transporter activity.